CCUGAGCCUUCUUUUGCUUAAUUCUCACGUCCUGCUGAACUGUUACUUUGAUCGUACUUUUGCUCGAGACAAUCGAAAAUGAGCUCCGAAAUUUGUAGCGCAAAGGGAAAUGGGAACUGCUUGGGAUGGGCUGCGAGGGAUGCUUCUGGAGUCCUAGCACCUUACAAGUUUAACCGAAGGGAUGUUCAAGGUGAUGACGUUUCGAUAAAGAUUACACAUUGCGGAGUAUGUUAUGCUGACAUUCUUUGGCCAAGGAACAAACAUGGAGAUGCAACUUAUCCUAUGGUGCCUGGACAUGAGAUUGCUGGCAUUGUUCAAGAGGUUGGUCCAAAUGUUCAUCGCUUCAAAGUUGGCGACCAUGUUGGAGUUGGAACUUAUACUAAUUCAUGUCGAGAUUGCGAGCAUUGUAACGAUGGCCUAGAAGUUUACUGUAAUCGAAGAGUAGGAACUUAUAACCGUCUUGAUUAUGAUGGUACACUCACAUAUGGAGGAUUCUCCACUUUCACUGUUGUCCAUGAAAGGUACUGCUUUAAAAUACCAGAAGAGUAUCCAUUGGCUUCAGCAGCACCACUGCUUUGUGCUGGUAUUACUGUUUACUCUCCCAUGAUGGACCAUAAGAUGAACCAACCGGGGAAAUCCCUAGGUGUGAUCGGCCUUGGCGGUCUUGGUCACAUGGCUGUGAAAUUCGGCAAGGCUUUCGGACUCAAUGUCACCGUUUUCAGCACAAGCAUGUCGAAGAAAGAUGAAGCUUUAACUGUGCUUGGGGCAGACAACUUCGUAGUCUCGUCUGAUCAAGACCAAAUGACGGCACUAGCUAAGUCACUUGACUUUAUCAUUGACACAGCAUCUGGUGAUCACCCAUUCGACGAGUACAUGUCACUACUGAAGACUGCUGGUGUUCUAGUCCUCGUGGGUGCCCCAAGUGAAAUCAAAUUGAGCCCUCUAAGCCUUAUUAUGGGCAAGAGAUCAAUUACUGGUAGCGCAUCAGGUGGUACAAAACCAAUUCAAGAAAUGAUAGACUUCUGUGCUGCUCACAAAAUAUAUCCAAACAUAGAAGUUGUUCCAAUUGAGUAUGUGAAUGAAGCUGUUGAGCGAAUCAUAAAAAAGGAUGUUAAGUACCGAUUUGUGAUAGAUAUUGAAAAUUCCUUGAAAUGAAGGUAUAAUGGACCGGUACUAAUGACAUUAAUCCCCCUCUUUUAUAAAUAAGAGGUCCUGGCUUCUUGGAUUAUUGGGCUGAUGGGCCUAUUUGUCGUUUUGGUAUGUGGGCAAAGGUAUUCCUCGGCUUGGCCUGGGUGUGGGCUUUGUUUGUAUUCUGGUAGGGCAUGUUCAGGGCUUCUUUUAGGGUAUCAUCAUUGAAUCCAUAUUUACUAGUGGGCUUGUGGUUUCUACUUUCGGCUAUCUUUAAUUUUUGGGUAUUGCUGGGUC
Messenger RNA from Rosa rugosa (rugosa rose), 1425 nucleotides. Its product is annotated as probable cinnamyl alcohol dehydrogenase 1. Lineage: Eukaryota; Viridiplantae; Streptophyta; Magnoliopsida; Rosales; Rosaceae. Bases 79 to 1155 code for a protein of 358 amino acids. Gene Ontology annotation, molecular function: oxidoreductase activity, acting on the CH-OH group of donors, NAD or NADP as acceptor; zinc ion binding. The record is from RefSeq and is a predicted model, not a curated record. The transcript is spliced from 6 exons.